This is a messenger RNA of Acanthaster planci (crown-of-thorns starfish), 1592 nucleotides long. RefSeq lists its product as uncharacterized. Lineage: Eukaryota; Metazoa; Echinodermata; Asteroidea; Valvatida; Acanthasteridae. Gene Ontology annotation, cellular component: synapse; axon; exocytic vesicle. Gene Ontology annotation, molecular function: SNARE binding; clathrin binding; calcium ion binding. Gene Ontology annotation, biological process: calcium ion-regulated exocytosis of neurotransmitter; vesicle fusion. The record is from RefSeq and is a predicted model, not a curated record.
UUCAAAAAGGUACGUUUCGUCUAGGCCCCUGGUUGAAUAAAAUCAAGGAAUGCGGGCGCAAACCUAGAAACUAAAAACUCCUUCAAAAUUGGUCUGUCUGAAUCCUGUAGAACAACCUUUAAUUGAAUGAAGUGGUAAGAAGAGGACACAGGAGAGGAGAUUGAAAGCAUGGCAUCGUCGGAUGUGGUGAUCAUUCUUGGUGUUCUGUGUGCAGCGUUUGUCAUUAUUCUUAUCCUGGUAGCAGUUUUCUUAUGUCUUCGGAUCCUAAAACGGAGGAGGAAACUGAAGCUUCGGGAUGACAUGGAGAGAAAUCGCCUCCUCGUCGAUGAACUCAUAGGCAACAACAAUACAACGGGAGUACCGGCAAUGGCUGAGAGCGUCAUCGUGCUACCGGCACAGCAAGAAAUAGACGGUCGAGGGAACUGUAGCGAUCUUCAGGCUCAAGUCGCGUGUAGUGGGGUACAUUUACAAUCCCCAGGAUGUCCAACAGCAGAGGAACCGUCUGGGCGACCAUCAAUGCCUUCCCGAAAGGCAGACGUGAAGCGCAAGCUGCACAAGCGGAAGCGAUGGUCCAAAACGUGCACAAGAGACGAUGCACCUUCCUCGAACCCGACAACCCUGACUGAUGAUCCCUAUCGCAUUCGUUCGAAAUCACUCGAUACCUCACUGCACCCUCCCUCACCAACAAGCCCUCCUUUGAUUCGCGUUGGAAGCUGGCUCUCACUGGACACUGAAUCAGACGCCUCCAGCGCGUUUUCCGAUUCGAUUUCGGCCUCAGCGUCACUAGCAACUCGCUCUGAGGCAGAGGAAGCAGUAGAAGACACCCGACCAGGAGUAGACCCAAAGCGUCGCAAAUCGGGUAAAAGUAACAAAUUGUCAGGUCGGAUCGCACUUGAUUACAGUAUUUACUACUCCUCGGCUGAGUCCACUCUCGUUCUUUCCGUCAAGGGGAUCAAAGGGAUACCGAUUAAGUACAGCCCUUCCUGCACAUCGUUUGUGAGGGUGUAUCUGCUACCGAAGGCAGGUGGAGGCUACCUUCAGACGUGCACCGUGCGUAAUUCCCUGGAGCCUAUAUUCAAUGACCAACUGCAAUUCAAUAAAAUUUCACUGCAGGAGGUUUGGGUAAAUAGCCUAAGGUUCAAGUUGUACGUAAAAGGACCUAGGGGAGGUCAUCAUGAAAGCCUCGCAGAGGCAACCAGACACUGUGUGAUGCUAAUACGGGAAGCAGAUGAAGUUUAUGAAGUGACCGAGUCACUGAAGCUCAAGCGCAGCAAAUGGAUGCGUAGGUCCUUAACAGUGCCUACAUUGCAGAUCAGUGAGCCGCAACCUAGGGACAACAGACAUCCCACACCCAUGACACAUUCCCCUGAAGGUCUCAGAGACUUAUUUGUCUCAAUUCAGUACCAGCCCACAGCCAGUCGAUUCAAAGUGAUGGUGAGAAAAGCCGACCACUUGAGCAAGGGAAGCCAUUUACCUGGCACACCACCUUCCAUUGGUACGAGAAAGUUGUAAAUUAUUCCCUAAGGCAUUUGUGGACAAUACACCUGAAUAAAUGUUAAAAUUUAGUCAUAAUGCCAAAUGAACAUAAUUAA